Messenger RNA from Ylistrum balloti, 487 nucleotides. Its product is annotated as small ribosomal subunit protein eS17-like. The transcript is spliced from 5 exons. Gene Ontology annotation, biological process: translation. Bases 1 to 441 code for a protein of 146 amino acids. Gene Ontology annotation, cellular component: ribosome. NCBI's taxonomy places the organism in Eukaryota, Metazoa, Mollusca, Bivalvia, Pectinida, Pectinidae. The record is from RefSeq and is a predicted model, not a curated record. Gene Ontology annotation, molecular function: structural constituent of ribosome.
AUGAGUCAUUUUCACAUGAAGGCUCGUGUCAGGACAAAGACGGUCAAGAAGGCUGCCCGAGUCAUUAUUGAGAAAUACUACACGAAGUUGACCCUUGACUUCCACACAAACAAGAGGGUAUGCGAGGAAAUUGCUAUUUUGCCUAGCAAGAAGCUCAGGAACAAAGUAGCUGGGUUCGUCACCCAUUUGAUGAAGCGUAUCCAGGCUGGUCCAGUCAGAGGUAUCUCCAUCAAACUCCAGGAGGAAGAGAGGGAGAGGAGGGACAACUACGUCCCAGAGGUUUCCCUUUUGGAACAACAUGAUGUAAUUGAAGUGGAUCCCGAUACAAAGGACAUGUUGAAGUCAUUGGACUUUGGAAACAUCCCCGGCCUUCAAGUAACACAACCAAUCACAGCCCAAGGAGGAUUCCGACCGGGCGGCGCUGGUGGACCACGAAUGUAAUUGUACACUUCGUUAACUUAUGUAAUAAAGUCAAAAGGGAAAUAUA